AACCAGAGGAAGCAGAGAUGUCUGUAGCUCCUUCCAUCCCUUCCAUAAAGAUCAAGAUCCCUCCUCCUUCUCAUCCAUGUAGGUUCUCUUUAAAACCAUCCACCAUUAUUAGGAGUUCUAAAGCUGAGGGCCCUCUGAGGAGACCUGCAGCUCCUUCUCUAUCCACUCCUCCUCCUCCCUCUCCCCCUCUUUCUCCUCCUCCAUCCCUCUCUCCCACUCCUCCUCCAUCCGACUCUCCUCCCAAGCCAGCGGAAUCGGCCGUGCCGACGAAGGAUGUGGUGACUUUAGAGUACCAGAGGCGGGUGGCCAAGGAGCUGCAGGAGUAUUUUAAGCAGAAGAAGCUCGAGGAGGCAGAUCAGGGCCCCUUCUUUGGCUUCAUGGGCAAAAACGAGAUCAUAAAUGGCAGGUGGGCGAUGUUUGGGUUUGCAGUUGGGUUGCUAACAGAGUAUGCGACAGGCUCAGAUUUUGUUCAACAGCUAAAGAUCCUUCUCUCCAAUUUUGGGAUUGUGGACCUGGAAUGAUACUUAUCAGCAUCUGAUUAUGCAUAAGUUGAAUCAGUCCCAUUCAAUGUUGCUUCCUUGAAUUGCCUAGGGUAUCAUAUAUUGAAUUUUUACUGUUCAGUUGAAUUAUAAGAACGUGAAGUUUCAUUACUCUUUCUUUGUUCAUGGAAAGGAUGCUUGUUUGUAUCUAACUAGCUUCAUAACAAUAUCUAAAUUUACAAAAGUGAAGUUUUUUAUGCUU
This is a messenger RNA of Elaeis guineensis (African oil palm), 741 nucleotides long. Its product is annotated as light-harvesting complex-like protein OHP2, chloroplastic. NCBI's taxonomy places the organism in Eukaryota, Viridiplantae, Streptophyta, Magnoliopsida, Arecales, Arecaceae. The record is from RefSeq and is a predicted model, not a curated record. Gene Ontology annotation, cellular component: chloroplast thylakoid membrane.